CUAAAGUAAGGAAUCAUCUCUAUAUAAGGACAGAACCAAACCCUCACCUUAAUUACACACAAAAUUCCAUCCUUACAUUCAGCUACUAGUGAUGGAGCAAGAAGGAGUGGAGAAGAUGAAGAGAGGUGAGUCUGUAGGGGAAGUUAAUGAGGAGAAAUGGGUUCAUGACUCAUCUGUUGAUUACAAAGGAAGGAUCCCUCUCCGAGCUUCCACUGGUGUAUGGAAAGCCUCCCUUUUCAUUAUAGCAAUUGAGUUUAGUGAGAGGUUGAGCUAUUUUGGAAUAGCAAUGAAUCUCAUCACAUACCUCACCAAAGUGCUUCAUCAAGACCUUACAAUGGCAGCCAAGAAUGUAAACUACUGGUUAGGAGUAACAACCAUGAUGCCACUCAUUGGAGGCUUCCUCGCCGACUCGUACUUUGGGAGAUUUCGCGCAGUCCUCAUCUCGGCUUUUAUCUAUCUCUUGGGCUUGAUCCUAUUAACAAUGUCCGAAAUGAUACCAAGCUUGAAGCCUUGCAAAAUGGAGAAGUACUGUACCAAGUCCACAAAGAUUCAUGAGAUCAUAUUCUUCCUAUCUAUGUACUUGAUCUCAGUAGGAACAGGAGGUCACAAACCCUCUCUGGAGAGCUUUGGAGGUGACCAGUUUGAUGAUGACCAUUCUGAAGAAAGAAAGAAGAAGAUGUCUUACUUUAACUGGUGGAAUUUUGGUCUAUGCUGUGGUCUUCUGCUUGGUGUAUCAGUGAUAGUCUAUGUGGAAGACUAUGUCAGUUGGGGUGCUGCAGAUUUCAUUCUUUCUGUGGUUAUGGCUAUUUCAAUUGUAAUCUUCUAUGUAGGAAGACCAUUGUACCGAUUCAGGGUCCCAGAAGGAAGCCCUUUGACACCCUUGUUGCAGGUGUUGGUAGCAGCUAUAAUCAAGAGAAAUCUUCCCAAUCCUUCUGAUUCUGCUCAAUUAUAUGAAGUUCCCAAGACACAGAAAACCCAAGGAAGGCUUUUGUGCCAUACACCUAAGCUCAAGUUUUUUGACAAGGCUGCAAUCAUUGAAGAUGAUGAAGAUAUCAAUGGUAACGAGAAAGGAUCGAUAGAGAAGCACCAGAGUCCAUGGAGAUUAGCAACAGUUACCAAAGUGGAAGAGAUGAAGCUUGUUCUCAACAUGUUCCCUAUUUGGGCAUCUUCCUUAAUAUUUGGAAUAUGUAUAGCUCAAACUGCCACUUUUUUCAUUAAACAAUCCAGUACCAUGAACAGACGGAUAAGCCAUGAUUUUGAGAUCCCCCCAGCUACAAUCUAUGCUCUUGCUGCUAUUGGAAUGACCAUUGCUGUUGUCAUCUAUGACAAGAUCCUAGAACCUGUACUGCGAAAAGUUAAGGGGAAUGAAAGAGGCAUUAAGAUCCUACAAAGGAUUGGUAUUGGGAUGGUGUUCUCAAGUGUAACAAUGGUUGUUGCUGCCUUGGUGGAAAGAAAAAGACUUAACCUAGUUGAGAGGGAAAUUAUUCAAGGAGGGCUAACCAUCGGCGGCAGUGUUCCGAUGAGUGUGUUCUGGUUAAUCCCACAAUUCUUGCUAAUUGGUAUAGGGGAUGGGUUCACUCUGGUGGGUUUGCAAGAGUACUUCUAUGACCAAGUUCCUGAUUCCAUGAGAAGCUUAGGGAUAGCUUUAUACCUAAGUGUGAUUGGUCUUGGGAGCUUCCUUAGUAGUCUAUUGAUAACCAUUGUUGAUCAUGUGACACACAGAAGUGGGAAGAGUUGGUUUGGCAAAGACAUGAACAGCAGCCGCGUGGACAAUUUUUAUUGGUUGUUAGCAGCCAUGAAUGCAGUGAACUUGUGCAUAUAUGUCUUCUUAGCUAGGAGGUAUUCCUACAAAAAUGUGCAGAGAAGGGUGGCUAUUGCUGACUGUUAUGAGAAAGAUGGAGCAGAAUUCAUGGCCUGAGAUGAAUUAUAGCAAGGAGUGUGAUAGCUUUUCUAGGUUGGUACUUUACGUUUUCUAUUGCAAUCUGUAAAUGAAGAAUCUGAUCCAUUGUAGCAAAAGAAGGGGAUAUGGUUGUGAUUGUCUCCAUGGGUGAAGCACUUCAUUGUAGCAAAAUAAAGCCACCUAAUUUUCAAUUAAAAUCUAAGCACUUUUUUUCUAUUCAAA
Macadamia integrifolia is the source of this 2122-nucleotide messenger RNA. RefSeq names its product protein NRT1/ PTR FAMILY 5.6-like. Gene Ontology annotation, cellular component: membrane. Gene Ontology annotation, molecular function: tripeptide transmembrane transporter activity; dipeptide transmembrane transporter activity. The transcript is spliced from 4 exons. NCBI's taxonomy places the organism in Eukaryota, Viridiplantae, Streptophyta, Magnoliopsida, Proteales, Proteaceae. The record is from RefSeq and is a predicted model, not a curated record. The coding region runs from base 92 to 1918 and encodes 608 amino acids. Gene Ontology annotation, biological process: dipeptide transport; transmembrane transport.